AUGACUAAAAGUCAUCCUCUUAAUGUGAGAACGGUAAAUAUCAGUUCUCCUAUUCUUGCUGCCAAAAGUGGUUUCUUUCUUAAGUUGCUCUCGAAUGGCACAGAAGAGCAACAGUAUGUAAUUGUACAAAUUCAUGAGUCGGAAAAAGCCGCUCUGAUGGACCUGUUGAAGUUUAUAUAUUGCAAUAGUUUAUCAAGUAAAACACCAAGUGGUCUUGUUGAUGUGCUGAUGGCGGCUGAUAAGUUUGAGGUGUCGUCUUGCAUGAGAUACUGCAGCAAUGAACUGCAGAAUCAACACAUGACAAUUGAAAGAGCAUUGCGCUAUUUGGAUCUUCCUUCCAAAGUAUUAAAUGUUGAUGCAGUUCAGCCAUUAGCAGAUGCGGCCAAUCUGUUUAUUAUCCUCCGUUUCAGGGACAUAAACAAGUUCGAAAAAGAAGCAUUGAGUUUGCCUCUUUCGGGAAUUAAGGUUGUUCUGUCCAGUGAUCUUCUUCGGAUUGCAUCAGAGGAUGCUGUCUAUGACUUUGCGUUGAAGUGGGCUCGUAUGUAUUGUGUGUCGUGA
This is a messenger RNA of Solanum stenotomum, 558 nucleotides long. Its product is annotated as BTB/POZ domain-containing protein POB1-like. The record is from RefSeq and is a predicted model, not a curated record. The coding region runs from base 1 to 558 and encodes 185 amino acids. Lineage: Eukaryota; Viridiplantae; Streptophyta; Magnoliopsida; Solanales; Solanaceae. Gene Ontology annotation, biological process: response to red light. Gene Ontology annotation, molecular function: protein binding. Gene Ontology annotation, cellular component: nucleus. The transcript has 4 exons.